AUGAAAAUCGUCGAGAUAUCAGUCAAUCAGGAAGAGGACGUGGUAGAGGUCAUGGAGGAAGCGAAAGAGGAAGAGGACGUAGCAGAAAUCAACAAUUUAGAAGAGGUGACAACAAUGAUGGAAAUACCCAGUUCACAAGAGGCAGAGGUCGUGGACGUGGAAAAGGUAGAGGAAGAGGAAACUGGAGAUCAAAUGAUGGAAGAGACAAAUCCAACAUCCAGUGUUACAAUAAGUUCGCCUAAGCAAAUAGAGGAAACAGCUAACAACAUUCAAGAAGAGGAUGUUACAGGCACCGUAUUGCUAACACAUGAUGGAGAAAUAAAUUCUCAAAAUAAUAUGUGGUACCUGGAUACUGCAGCAAGUAAUCAUAUGACUGGCAAUAAGAAGAUAUUUGUGAAACUUGACAGAUCUAUUUGUGGCAAUGUAGUAUUUGGAGAUAAAUCAAAAAUCGACAUUAGAGGUAAAGGAACCACUCUUAUCCGGCGAAAGAAUGGAUGUCACCAGUUCACUGAUAAUGUUUAUUUUGUGCCUAACUUGAAAAGUAAUAUUUUGAGUUUGGGACAAUUGUUGGAGAAAGAUUAUGAAGUCCAUAUGAUGAAUAGAAAGUUGUUGCUGUUGAAUGAGAAAAAGGAGCUAGCUGUUAGCAAGAGUACCAAUGUCAAAGAAACGAAUGUUUCCCUUGAAUAUUCAGAUGGAUGUUGCAAAAUGCUUGAAAGUAUGCAUGAAGAAUUCCCAUUGGCUUUAGCAUUUAAGGUUUGGGCUUCCCAAUUUUGGAGGGCUAAAGUUACUAAGUCAAAAGAAGAUGGUGCAUGGAUUACCACCAAUUGA
Jatropha curcas is the source of this 828-nucleotide messenger RNA. NCBI's taxonomy places the organism in Eukaryota, Viridiplantae, Streptophyta, Magnoliopsida, Malpighiales, Euphorbiaceae. The record is from RefSeq and is a predicted model, not a curated record.